Cololabis saira (Pacific saury) is the source of this 1689-nucleotide messenger RNA. RefSeq names its product chloride intracellular channel 5a (gene clic5a). The transcript is spliced from 6 exons. Lineage: Eukaryota; Metazoa; Chordata; Actinopteri; Beloniformes; Belonidae. The record is from RefSeq and is a predicted model, not a curated record. The coding region runs from base 61 to 1335 and encodes 424 amino acids.
GGGUACUGAGGUCACUCCGCUGCGCACCCUUGCACACCCUGGUUGACUUCUUCAGCAAGGAUGGAUCCGCUUAAGGAGAGCUUGUACGAGAACCCGUAUGAGAACCAGAAUGAGACACCGGUGUUGUAUGAGACCGCCUACGAGCCGACAUACGAGGCGGCAAACGAGCCGACAUACGAGGCGACAAACGAGCCGACAUACGAGGCGACAAACGAGGCGACAUACGAGGAGCCUUCCCGCCUGUAUAUGAACACGCUCGCUGAAGGAGGAAUACCCGCUCCUCCGUCACCGCCACCACCACCACCUCUCAUGUCCAUGGACAGGCGCGGCAGUGCGUCCUCUUCCUCAUCCUCAUUGUCUGCGUCCUCUUCCCAUGCUGAAGACAAAGAGAAGGAAGAAGUCCAGGACUGCAGUAUGCAGGAGGAGGACGGGAAACACACAGACGAAGAAGAAGAAAAGGCAGAAGAACGGGUGGAGGAGAGGGUCAGCACCAUGGAGUUAAAUUGGGAGGGAGGGUCUCCAGUGGUGGAUCAGGGGAACUCAUCACGCAGGUCUUCGUCCUCAUCCUCCUCCUCAUCAUCGUCUUCUGAAAAGGAGCAGCCCGGUUCUGAGGGGGACGAAAAUAAGGUCACACUUUUCGUUAAGGCUGGCAGCGAUGGGGAGAGCAUCGGAAACUGUCCCUUUUCCCAGCGGCUCUUCAUGAUCCUGUGGUUGAAAGGAGUCGUUUUCAAUGUCACCACUGUUGACCUAAAGAGGAAACCUGCUGAUCUCCAUGACCUGGCCCCAGGGACACACCCGCCCUUCCUCACCUUCCAGGGUGAAGUCCUCACCGAUGUCAACAAAGUAGAAGAAUACCUGGAGCAGAUGCUGGCUCCACCCAAGUAUCCCAAACUCGCAGCAAAGAACCGGGAAUCCAACACAGCAGGAAAUGACAUAUUUGCCAAGUUCUCAGCCUACGUCAAAAACACAAAACCAGAUAAAAAUCAAGCACUGGAGCAGGCCCUGAACAAGGCCCUGUCUAAGCUGGACGACUACCUGACGAGUCCCAUCCCCGAGGAGCUACAGAACGGCCGCCACAUCGGCGAGGGGGAAUCCUCCCGCAAAUAUCUGGAUGGAGACGAGAUGACGCUGGCUGACUGCAACCUCCUCCCUAAACUCCAUGUUGUCAAGGUGGUUGCAAAGAAAUACAGAAACUAUGACAUCCCGUCUGAAUAUAAGGGGCUGUGGCGUUACCUCGGCAACGCCUACACCCGAGACGAGUUCAGCAACACAUGUGCUGCUGACACGGAAAUCGAGCUGGCCUACAAGGACGUAGCGAAGAGGCUUGGAAAGUGAACCCUGCACUGAAAAAAAAACGAUGCUAUGUUUGUUUCCUUAAAGAUUUCUUAUAGAUCAUAAAUUUAAAGAAAACUAAACUCUGUGCAUGACGCUCAUUUAAACACUGAAGUCCUAAAUAUUGUUGAAUAUGGUGUAAAUACGAUCCAUCAAAUUUUUUUUUAAGGUGCUGUGCAGCUGCAGAUGAAUGAUGCCUUGACAUUUGUGUAGUUACAACGUGAAUAUAUAUCUACAAUUCAUCAGAAAUUAUAGUGCGAGGGAAAAAAAUCCUUAAAAGGUAAUUGAAUCAGUCAGGCUUGAACCACUUUGACCCUGGAGCGUGGUAAAUUCCAUUUUUGGCUUUCCCCAAACCAA